CCCUUUCCGAAUACUGCAGCAUUCCAGCAACUGGGGCCACGAGCAAAUACAGUAAUCGACUAAUGCCCUUAUGGCAACAACGUCGAUCUUCAUGUUCAAGACAACGGCUUCCGACUUUACUUGUGUUUGCUCGCUAAAUGAGUUAUCUCGGACAAAAACGCCAAAAUGCGCCAAGUGAAAGAUUUUAUUGAGCAAAAGCUCGAGAAGAUAAAGCACAAGAUGACCAAGGAAAGGCCGCGAGGAUCCCAGAAACAGAAACGGGCCAGCACGAGCAGUAUUGGUUCUUCCCAAGGUUUUCCGGAAUCACCAGCUUUGAGUUCACAGAAUCCCCGAACUCGUCAAAACAGCAAUCAAACAACUCAAUCGAAUACAGAUGCUCUUUCUCGGAUGAAUACCAAAAGCACAACAUGCGGAGGGGAUUACGUUGUUGUCUCUAGCAAUCUAGGAAGAUACCAGGUCUCGGAAAUGGACCAUCAGCCUCCUACGCGGAAAGAUAUACAGCCCGAAGAAGCUGUAAGCUCCCAACAGAGAACUCAACCAAUCUCUCCAGGCAGUGGAGGGAACAAACCAACUCAAGACGACUUAACACCAGGAGUAGAAGGAAUCCUACCACAGACGCUGUUACCAGAACCUUCCAGUUUUGCAGCCGAGACAGAUCCUGAGGAAGUCUUGGUGCCUCGUCCAAAUGAAGAGCCACAGGAAGUACAUCAACCAGAACUACUCAGUGUUCGGAGUCAGUCACCAACUGAAGAGGAUAAAAGUUCAAACACGAUUUCUUCCCCACACGCAGAUCUUCAUCUUGAUUCUAUCAGCUUAAACGACAAUCCAGAACUUCUACAUCGUAUCUUGCAAAAGUUGGUCCGGAAAAAGGAUGACUGGGACAAACUACGCUCCCUUCGGAAGAAUGAACUGGGAGUCCGUUCCUCACUACAAGCUCAACGUACAGUACUGCAGGAGAAAGAAGCAGCUAAGCAAGUUGCAGAUAACGACUUCAUGAAGCUUGCAAGAGAGAAUCCGCCAUUGGAAUCCCAGCGAGAUCUUCUUGAGAGCCAUGCAAGACUUCAGCAAACCCGGAAUGACUAUGGACCUGCUCUGGUGGAAUGCGUUCAAAGAGAAGAAGCUUUGGAUGUUGUCGAAUGGGAAAUGGGAAGGUUAGAGGACCAGCUCUACGUAAUUCUGUUCGGCGAGAUUCAGGAAGAUACGAAUCUGGCUUCCAAUUUCUUCCCCACAGAGACAAUUGUGGGAUCUGCAUCGACACCAAGUCCAUGGCUAGGCUUAGUCGCAGGAGUCCAAGAUCGAUUCCAACCUCUGCAUACACAGUAUUUAUCACGGCAAGGGGACAUGGAUCUGGCGAAGGAAAGACUAGGCAAUCUAGAACAAGAAGCAGAGGAUCUAUAUGCGCGGCAAGAAUAUUUGCAGCGUUUAGGGCAUGAUCUGAGUCCGGAACUCAGCGAGGCGUUGAGAGAGAUCCCUUCUCGAGAAGCUCAGAUACGCAGUGAAAUGGCUGACAUUGAGGCAGAUGUCGAUAGAUUAAGACAGGAGUGCCUCGAUGAGGGGAUCGAUCUGGACGGUGAAAGUGAUGAUGGGAGUGGGGACUCUCUGAGCUUUUUUGAGGAUGAUGUACAACAGGACAAUCACUGAGAUUUGGAGGGAACACAGCACUUCAGAUCUUAAGCGUUUCUACGGAUGCAUGACUAUGCUACUUUUUUUGGAUCCCUUUUGCAGGUAGAUUGUCGCUUUGUAAUAGAGAUUUGUGGCCACAGUGUAUGAGCAAGAGCUGGGCAUGGACAGAGUUCCUGUAGUAUUAGGCGUACUACUAUCUUCUACGCAUUCUUAUGUUUAUCGGAGCCAGUUUAACACCACUCGGGGUGUAUUGGAAUGGUCAAGAGGGAAUACAAGCGGGAUAUCGAAG
This is a messenger RNA of Mollisia scopiformis, 1912 nucleotides long. RefSeq lists its product as uncharacterized. NCBI's taxonomy places the organism in Eukaryota, Fungi, Ascomycota, Leotiomycetes, Helotiales, Mollisiaceae. The coding region runs from base 166 to 1641 and encodes 491 amino acids. The transcript has a single exon. The record is from RefSeq and is a predicted model, not a curated record.